CCGAGAACGGCGGCCAGAACCGGGCUGGACAAGUAAAAUAAAGGAAGGGAAGGGAAGGGAAGGGCGAGCGUCCCAGCAGGGCGAUGAGCGACUCAGCCGAGGCUGGCGACUACGUCUCCCGUUGGGAGAUCCCGCGGCUCUUCGAGAGCAUGUUGACAGGUCUGAUGUACUACCGGCCUGAAGAUCCCAUCGGUUACCUUGAAGGAUGCUUGAAGAAGGUCCGGGCGAUGGGUGGCCUAGAGAAGCUGCAAUGGGACACGUUCCUCAGCCAAGAAGAAGUUCAACCUACUGCUAUCUUCCAGUCAGGUUCCAACUCGGCUCCGUUCAGUUCCCACCAGGACGGAUCCUCCGUGCAGAGCCAGUUCUCCAUUGAGAGCGAUUCCGAUAUGACCGAAUCCACGGGGUUGAUCCAAGAAUAUGACGCCUUUGACCCCGAACGCCCCCGUCCUAAGAUCGUUUUUGUGAUAGGGGGUCCCGGGAGUGGGAAGGGGACCCAAAGCCAGAGAAUGGCCUCCCACUUCGGCUUCGUCUGCGUCUCCGUCGGAGAAAUUCUGCGCGCUCAAAUGCUCCGCCGCGCCACCAGCGACAAGAAAUGGGAGUUAAUUGCCAAGAUCAUUGCCGACGGAGAGCUGGCCCCGUCGGAGACGACCAUCGAAGAGUUGAAGCAGCAGUUCAUCAAGCACCCAGAUGCCAAAGGUUUCGUGGUGGAUGGAUUCCCGCGAGACAUUGGCCAGGCCUUCCUGUUUGAGGAGCAGGUUGGUUCUCCAGACGUUGUGGUGUUCCUGGCUUGCUCAAAUCAACAGCUACGGCAACGACUAAAAGAACGGGCUCAGGAACAAGGCCGCUUGGACGACAACCCCCAUGGAAUUGAGCGCAGGCUGGAGACCUUCAAGCGGAAUGCUCAACUGAUUGGAAAGUACUACCAGGAGAAGGGAACCUUGGUCCGGUUCGAGGCGGACAGAGAAGAAAAUGAAAUAUUUGCUGCCAUCAGAUCCUGCAUUCAUCAACGGCUGAAGCCAGAGAGAAAAAGAAUUCCAGAUUUGACACUGCACAGUUUCUUCACUCCGUGCCAAGAUUCUCCAAAGGAAGACGAGAGACAAGAGCAGACAGACGAGUUUGUCAUCACCCCAGAACCCUUCAGAAUGGCAGCAGAAAAAUUGAAAAAUCACAAGAUCAUCUUCGUGGUGGGAGGGCCAGGUUCUGGGAAAGGAACGCAGUGCGAGAGGAUCGUCCAAAAAUAUGGCUAUACCCACUUGUCCACCGGUGACCUGCUACGAGCGGAAGUUAGCUCCGGCUCGGAGAGGGGGAAGAAGCUUUCGGCCAUCAUGGAGAAAGGAGAGUUGGUCCCUCUGGACACUGUCCUGGACAUGCUGAGAGACGCCAUGUUGGCCAAAGCAGACCAGUCCAAGGGCUACCUGAUUGACGGUUAUCCCCGGGAGGUGAACCAAGGCGUGGAAUUUGAGAAGAAGAUCGCUGCCCCCACGCUGUUGCUAUACGUGGACGCUGGGAAGGACACGAUGGUGAAACGGCUGCUGAAACGAGGAGAAACCAGCGGGCGCGUCGACGACAACGAGGAGACCAUCAAGAAGCGUUUGGACACCUAUUAUAAGGCCACCGAGCCCGUCAUCGCCUAUUACGAGAAGAAGGGGAUUGUCCGCAAGGUCAACGCGGAAGGCACCGUAGAUGAUGUCUUCAAGCAAGUCUGCACUCAUCUGGAUGUCCUCAAGUAAAACCCCCAGCUUCCCCGAGGAGCUUCAUCCCCUCCCCCUCCCAAGACUCAGAUCUGUGUAGAUGCGCCCCUCCCCUCCCACCCCCGGCCGCUCUGCCUCCCUUUUCAUCUCCAAAGACCGCUGGGGAGGAAGUGCCUUCAUCCUGUUUUCGCUGGACAGAGGCCCCAUGGAGGAAAUUUCAAGGACAAUGCGCCCAGCUUCCUUACAACCUCCUCUCGCAAAGUAAAUCUGGCUUUCGUGAGAUGAGAUGUUUUCAUCCUUUGCAUAUUUUUUUUAAAAAAAUGGAAUUUUUCACCCUCCAACAUGGCGAGCGGAGUGGAGGGGGGGGAGGAGAAAAACGUGCCUCCUCGGUCUUGUUUUCCAGGAAUGGAGAAGAAGCGCUCCAUAUCAAAUUCCAAGAUGGGUCUGAGGACAAUCUCGAACCGCUCCUGAGCUCCUCUGGAAGGGUGGACUACAGAUCCCAUCCUCCUCAAUCCGUACUCCCCAAAAACGGAUCUUGAAUCCCGGCCAAGAUCUGCAGGGGGAGUGGAAAAAAGGCUGGCUGGCUGGAGAGCGAUGGGUGUUGUAGUCUGAAAUCCUCUGGAGCAGGGGUCUCCAACCUUGGCAACUUUAAGCCUGGUGGACUUCAACUCCCAGAAUCCCCCAGCCAGCUUUCACUUGUAAAGUUGGCCGGGUUGAACCUUGCCUGCAUGUAGAAACGUAGCUUCUAAAGCAGAGGUCUUCAAACUUGGCAGCUUUAAGACUUGUGGACUUCAACUCCUGGCUUUGCUGGCUGGGGGAUUCUGGGAGUUGAAGUCCACCAGGCUUAAAGUUGCCAAGGUUGGAGAUCCCUGCUCUGGAGCAUUUCCCACCUUGAUAGGAAUAAUGCCAGAAGGCGCUUCUGAGGCUUUGAAACCACUUUUUGGAUCUGUGGUGGUUGAAAUUCUUGAACCAGGCCGAUAAAGUGGAGUUUCCUUUAGAAGGAAGCUAUAACCUGUUGGCCUGCCAAGAGAUAAGAUCCUUUAGAACGGAGGUCUUCAAACUUGGCAGCUUUAAGACUUGUGGACCUCAACUCCCAGAAUUCUCCAGCCAGCAUAGCUGGGAGUUGAAGUCCACAAAUCUUAAAAGCUGCCAAUUUUGAAGACCUCUGCUUUAGAAGCUACGUUUCUACAUGCAGGCAAGGUUCAACCCAGCCAACUUUACAAGUGACAAAUUCUUCAGUCCUUUCCUGCGUUUCUUGCUACGGUCUCAGAAGCCACAAAAAGGUACAAUAAAACAGCUUUUUCCUUAUUACAGGGAGAAAAGAGAUUUGAACCUCUUCAUUUGCCCAUUCCCUCCGGUUUUUCAAGGAGACACAAACUCCCCAAACCUUGACAGACUAGCUCAGGGGUCUCCAACCUUGGCAACUUUAAGCCUGGAGGACUUCAACUCCCAAAGCUGGCUGGGGCAUUCUGGGAAUUGAAGUCCUCCAGGCUUAAAGUUGCCAAGGUUGGAGACUCCUCGACUAACUAUCUGUCUACUAGCUGUCUGUCUACUAGCUACUAGACUAGUAGACAGGCGAUCUACUUGGAAGGAAAAAAACCCACAAAUUUUUAUCCAACCUCCAAGCUCCCCUCUGCAUUAUAAACCAAUUCCGACCAUUUCCCGGGAAGAAAAUUCAAAAGCUUGCAACUUUAAAAUUCAGAAAUCCAGCCGGCGUGCAGGCUUUCUCCCCGGGGAGAGAACAAGGAAAGGGUGUGUGUGUAUGUGUGUAUGUGCGUGCAAGGCUGUUUCCCCCCCCCAGUCUUACACACACACACGCAAACUCACACAAACACGCACACCAAGUCCCGGCUUUGUGUAUCCUUGCGUGCCGAAUUUCCUUAGCGACAAAACAUUGCUGAUCACAGGUUGCCUUUUCCCUUUGAAUCCUCUGCAAAAAUUUCUCCUUUCUUCUUCUUCUUAUUUUCCUUCUCUAAAGUAAGGGUCUGUUUUUGGGGGGGGAGGUGUUGAGAAAAAAAGAAGAAGGGGGAAGGAAGGAACCGAAGAGGAUUUUUCAGUGUCUGUGUGUGUUUGUGUGUGUUGCUUCCUUAUCUGUAAAAAUACCCUUCAAAAGCUGCUGUUUCUCCAGAUUUUCGUUUAGGGUUGCCACACGUCACAAAGGCUUUCUAAAGAUUUCUUGGCUGCUCCUUUCUCUCUCUCUCUCUCUCUCUUUAAUUUGGUCCAAAUAUUUACAAGAGGUGGGAAGGGGAGACAGCAACCCCUUCCCCGCUCAAAGUCUUAAAGGACCCGGCCUACGGUCUGAAUGUAUUUGAUCAGAUGGUUAUUAAAGAGCAUUUAAACAAAA
Messenger RNA from Ahaetulla prasina, 4035 nucleotides. It is a transcript of the gene AK1, whose product is annotated as adenylate kinase 1. The record is from RefSeq and is a predicted model, not a curated record. The transcript is spliced from 14 exons. Gene Ontology annotation, biological process: ATP metabolic process; nucleoside triphosphate biosynthetic process. Gene Ontology annotation, molecular function: AMP kinase activity; nucleoside diphosphate kinase activity; ATP binding. Gene Ontology annotation, cellular component: cytosol; cytoplasm. The coding region runs from base 84 to 1730 and encodes 548 amino acids. Lineage: Eukaryota; Metazoa; Chordata; Lepidosauria; Squamata; Colubridae.